CAUAUUGAAUAUAAUUUAGGAAUUUUAUAAUACAGUAUAAUCCUGUGAUCAUUGAAUCAUGGAUGCCUGCCAGUCUGUUAAAGAUGGUGAUUGUGUACUUGUUCUUUGGAAAGCAAUUGUGAGGGAAGAUGAAAUGAAAAGUCUACUGGAUAAAAUAAGAAGCAAUGCUGGUUCCAAUGGCUCAGUCCACAUGGAACAAUCUGAACGACUUACAAUGGCUAACUACAGUGAAUCAACAUUUAACAUUGCCCUAGUUGGUAUUUUGUCUCCAGGAGAGUUUUACACAAAAUCAAGUUUUGUUGAGAUUGCAAGACUCUUGAAGCCUUCGGGGCAUUUCAUCAUGUCUUCGAAAUUGCAUCAACAAUCGGAAAAGACAGAUACAUGGUCAGAAAGUAGUCUCCAGUCAGCCUUGAGGCUUUCAGGAUUUGUCAAUAUCACAUUCAAACAUAACAAUGGUUCUAUUGGAGAUGGGAAGGAAACCGCUACUCUCAUUACUGCACAAAAACCAGCAUUUGAAGUUGGUUCAUCAACACAAAUAAAGCUCUCAUUUGCAAAGUCAAAAACAUCAGAUCAACAAAUUAAACAGGUUUGGUCUCUCUCAGCAGUGGAUAUGAAUGAUGAUGACGUUGAUCUCAUUGAUGAUGAUGAACUCUUGGAUGACACAGACUUGUUGAAACCAACAGCUGCUAGCUUAAAAGCCAGUUGUGGUCAGGCAGGACCAAAGAAGAAAAAAGCUUGCAAGAACUGUACAUGUGGCUUAGCUGAAGAGUUAGACGCUGGGGAGGUGCCAAAACCCAAGUCUGUUUCAUCAGCAUGUGGCAGUUGUUAUUUAGGGGAUGCAUUCAGAUGUGCAAGUUGCCCUUAUCUCGGAAUGCCUGCAUUCAAACCUGGUGAAAAGAUUGAACUUUCAAAUCGUCAACUCAAAGCAGAUGCUUGAGAUCUGAUACUAGUGUAUUAAUACCUAACAGAAACAUGCAAUAUUGUGACAUUGAUUUGUUUGUUAAUAUAUGACAAAAGUCAGAAUACCUUUAAUAAGUCUUGUUAUUCUUGGCUUUUUAACUAUGAUGCUCACCACCUAUUGUAUAUAGCCUGUUGUGAAAUACUUGCUUAGUGCUGAAAGUAAAAACUAAUUAUCUCUGCAACUUGUAUAUUUUUCUUUCUUUAUAUUGCUCUGUAGU
Molecule: messenger RNA, 1178 nt
Organism: Styela clava
Lineage: Eukaryota; Metazoa; Chordata; Ascidiacea; Stolidobranchia; Styelidae
Product: anamorsin homolog
Biological process (GO): iron-sulfur cluster assembly
Cellular component (GO): cytoplasm
Molecular function (GO): iron-sulfur cluster binding
Source: RefSeq, a predicted model, not a curated record